This is a messenger RNA of Periconia digitata, 2278 nucleotides long. NCBI's taxonomy places the organism in Eukaryota, Fungi, Ascomycota, Dothideomycetes, Pleosporales, Periconiaceae. The record is from the annotation of a GenBank genome assembly.
UUCUUCCUUGCCUUGCCGAUGCCACCGAACAUCAUCUGCUCCCUCAUACACCCAAUUCUUCUUCCCGAUGAUCGAUGGGCUUUCUUCCGCAUCUUAAUGCCACGUGAUGAUCCAUGCCUUCCUAUAUCGACGACUUCAGCCAGACCCGCCUGCCAAAACCACGGAAUCUUAUCCGGAAUUGCUCUUAACUAUUGGGUAAUCGCUCAGAAUCAGCUCGUCGCAGCCCUCGACUCUGCUCCCAUGUCACACUGGGAUACAAUACACCCCAAGCGUCUGGCCUUCGUGUUGUGACGAGAGUUUCAGCCUAACGCAAGGACUUUGGGAUAACUCCAGCUGCUUCCUAUAACUCACGAGGUUGUUUCUGAGGGUACAAUAAUCUAGUAUCAUGAGCGUUCCCGGGGCUAUUCCAGAACAAAUACAGCAAUAUUGACCAUACCCUGCUAUUUCCCGUUAAUACACCUAUAAGCUCUUCGAGCUCCUCUUUACCGGUCCGCCUACCAUCGCCUCGACACAUCGACACCGAACUUCAAAACCGCGUUCAGAUUCGAGAGCUUGAGCCGGAAUUCCUCCUCCAAGUAAUGAGAUGGAAGUUGACCGGAAUGUGAGUGUGCGCCAGAAAACGGUGCACUUGCUGAACUACUGACCAGUCACAAUCGAACCUACGGUCCCACUGGUUCCUAGUAGCGUGACAUUGCGGAAACAUGGACAGCGCUAUUGUCAGCAUUGGCAAGAUUCCUGUUUGUGACUUAGGCCGCUCCAACGAUGCGGGUCUUCGGCUAUAGUAUUCGGAUCCACUCUUUCAUCGAGUACGACUUGUGACUCACGUGCGCAGGCGGAUGCCAACGCUGCAACAAAAGGCUUCUUAUAACUAUGUAUCAGGCGUGUUUUUGUCAAUUCCAGCAGGCCGAUGUACACUAGCCACAGGUUUGUUGCAUUGAAUUCAACGAGCUCAAACCAACCCCAGAUGAUGAGACCGGGCAGUAUUCAUGCUGUUUUUCCAGUUCUCCUCAAUAUCUACCGAACUGCUCCUUCUGAGACCUCCUUAUCAUGAUUCAGCAUUACGCUUUGGAUAUAGAUCCCCUAUAUUCUGGUGCGUCGACACUGAGUGUAUGUGGGGAAAAUCGAUGAUGAGAGGGGCUUCUCCACUUCGAUUUUAUACUCACACCCGAUCUUGCGACUGCUCCAAUCAUAUUUAUUACCACACCGUUCAUUCAAGACUAGCUAGCCGUUGACGAUGCUCCACUCUGACUCGCAGAUCAACCCAUGUCACACAACAGAACGUAGGAUUCUCAAUUUAGGAUACGUCUUUUAAGUGUAGUUUUCAGGCCAAACAGGAGGAGGCCGCAGUCUCGGGGAUGGUGAUAUCCAAGAUGGCCAACCAUAUAGCAUCGAUUGAUAUGGCCAGCUCCUACGGGAAGCACUGGCAGAAAGCCAAGGGGCCAACAAGGACAAGCUGCAAGCCACUUUUUGAGGGCUUGCAGACGACGAUGGAGCCACCGAUGAAUACGCACACGAUGGUCUUAUUCACUACACGGACGCCCUCGCUAAAUCGGCCUGUCCGUUUGGAGAUGACUGCCCCUGGCAUCAUCUGCACCUGUCGAUAGAAAAUAUGAUCGCGGUCAGUGGGCCCAAGGGCAUCGAGUUUCUCGAGGACUAUCUCGGUAUCGCCAAGGCACUGAUCGAUCUGCAGGCCGAAGAGGCUAAGCAGCGAAAGUGACUGAUGAUGCGGAAUUGUAUUCAUUCGAAUGCAAUGAAUGAAUACUUCCGGCCAUCAGAAAACUUGAUGGUCGAAUACAUUUUGCUAAAUCUGAGAAUAGUUUCGAUACCAAUGCUUGUUCGAGUAAAUAAAAUUAUCCUUAUGUCAAUCUCAAAGUACCGUGGACUGUGAGUGACAUAUACUGACCUAAGUUCUUGUUGCCUAGUUCCGGAGAAGCUAGUGAGUGUGCUGUUAAUGCGCGGGUGGCUGUAUAACUCCAAGUAUGCGGGUACAGCACAUCCUGGUAUUCCAUCCAUCAAUACAUACAACAGCAGGAUUAACAGCCGUUCAAAUAGAGCUAACUUUCUCAAUUCCACCGUCUCCCUUCCCGUUCCCUCAACAAAAGUGGGCGACCUUAGGAACUUUAGCUAUUCUCCAAACUUGAUUUCGAUUGGAAGUGUCAUCACUGCGAAAGCAGUUCGUGCAAAUAAGCAAGUACGAGCACAGCGCCGAUUCGGAGCUCCGAACCCUCCACUACAAGAAGAUUGGACAAGGGUAAGCGGCUGUAACGGGGUCCGCUGA